Tricharina praecox is the source of this 629-nucleotide messenger RNA. RefSeq lists its product as uncharacterized. The coding region runs from base 81 to 479 and encodes 132 amino acids. Lineage: Eukaryota; Fungi; Ascomycota; Pezizomycetes; Pezizales; Pyronemataceae. The record is from RefSeq and is a predicted model, not a curated record. The transcript has a single exon.
UGGCGGUGAGCGGUGUGCAGGUAGUGGCGGCAGCGGCGGCUGGGGAGUAGAUAGGUUCAUAUUUUUUGCCUUGUUUGUGUAUGUGUCUUCCUUUUGACGAGGGGAGGUGGAGUCGCUCGGGGGCGGAGUCAGAGAAAGGGGGCGGAGGAAUAGGGAGGGAGAAUGAGUACGAACAAAUAUGUUGCUUUUACUACUUCUUACUUUAUCUACGACCCUUUUUUUUACUGUUCUUUCCAUUCUUUCUAUCGGUAUUCUUCUGUAACGGCUUCUACUUCUACUUCUUCUACUUCUUCUUCUACUUCUUUACACUUAUUGCAUAUAGGUACUGCGCCGCUGCCAUUUUACCCUUAUGUACCCUUACCCUUAUAUUCCCUCCAAAGCGUCUUCCAUUGAUUGCAAUUUGCAGCACUGCAGCACAGUUUCAUUUCCUCAUUUCCUCAUUUCUUCAUUCCGUUUUUGUUUCUUCUGGGUGUAGUUAACUACCGUCUACCUAUAUGGACGCUGGAGGUGGGGAGAUACCGGUAUCAUAGAUAGAUAUGGGAAGUGGGGAACAAGUAAGCUCGCUUCAUGUCAGGAAUAUACAUAGCAAGGGCAAUCACACGAUAUCAUUCAUGAUUCUGCCUCUUCCC